This is a messenger RNA of Rhinichthys klamathensis goyatoka, 5569 nucleotides long. Its product is annotated as glutamate receptor ionotropic, kainate 5. Gene Ontology annotation, cellular component: kainate selective glutamate receptor complex; plasma membrane; postsynaptic membrane. Gene Ontology annotation, molecular function: kainate selective glutamate receptor activity; transmitter-gated monoatomic ion channel activity involved in regulation of postsynaptic membrane potential. The coding region runs from base 1929 to 5159 and encodes 1076 amino acids. The record is from RefSeq and is a predicted model, not a curated record. Gene Ontology annotation, biological process: monoatomic ion transport; modulation of chemical synaptic transmission; synaptic transmission, glutamatergic. The transcript has 22 exons. NCBI's taxonomy places the organism in Eukaryota, Metazoa, Chordata, Actinopteri, Cypriniformes, Leuciscidae.
GAGGGAGAGAGAGAGAGAGAGAACGAACGAGAGGGCACGAAUGCAGUUUACACAUUAGCCCAGCUGCCAGAUUUUACAGCAAGCUCAAUUCUGCCGGACUGGAACAGGGGGCCGUGAAACGGGAGGAUGGCAAGGACGCAGAAAAUGAAGAGAACCCACCAUUGCAUUCUCUUGGGAAAUGAUCUGAGGUGAAUAAACAAAAACCGCAGAAGAGGCUGAGAAAGAGAGAGGCAGAACGGGGGAACCGAGGAGGAGGGGAGAGCCUAGCGUUCUCUGAGUAGACUUUCACCGCCUCAACUGAAGGAAAAGAGCCAUGGGCUGUUUCCUGCGCUGUAAAGGCCAAUUUCUCCACCCUUGACGCGUCUUAACGCUCCUGCCUGCUGACAGCAAGUUCUUCUUCCAAACAUCCCCAGACACUCUCAGAAUGCACCUACUUUCCUGCCAGCAAAAGCGCAGUGACAGGAUCGCAGAGACUUAAGGAUAUCUGGUUUAAAAAAGUCGGCUGAGGAAGUAGGACCGAAAAGAAAGAACAAAUCCUUGAUUAGGAUUUUUUUUUUUUUUUUUAUCACUUGACGUUUACUACUACAAAACCAUCCAGCGCUUUAAGUUGGAACGGAACCCUGAGGGGCCAAAGGAAUAAGUGUCAUCCAAUCAUACCAAGAUCCUUUGAUUUCAUAUCGCACAGAGAGGAUCCUAAGCGUACCAUUCAAUGGGAGAUAAUUGAACUUCUUGCCUCGCAGGCAGCUGAAAAUGGAGAAGUAGAGGUUCAAGUGGUUUUUCUGGGAGAUAAGUUCAAGAACCCCACCACUCAGGAUCAGAUUGGAGGCCGGCUCUGACGGCGACCUUCCACCGAUCUGUGCGGUUUUCUUUCUUUUUUUUCCUGUUUGUCCAGUUCUGAGAAGGGAAAACAGAUUUUGGGAUUGUUUUGUGCUAGACCUCAGUCAGAUGUUAACUUUUAGACUGACAUUCAACAGUUUUACUGUGUAGGUCUAGAAAAAAAUAAGAAGAAGAAAUUGGAUUGAGAAGGCUGUUCACCAGCAAUCUGGGGAAAACAAAGGACAUUUUAUUAAGUGGCUUUUAUUUCACUAUUCAGAUUCAGGUAAACUGAAAGACAGAAGGAGAACAAGACCAAAAAAAGCAAAAAGGGGAGGGAGGGGGCCAGAUGCCACAGAUCGUCGUUAACUCCAACCUUUUGAUCAGUUAAGCUUCUUUUUCCAUUUUCGUCGUCUUUUCAUCUCGAAAAUUAGAUUUCUUUUGUUCUUUUUUUUUCCAGAUGACCCUUACAUCUGUAAGGGAGAUCGUAACACAUUGCUGUGACUGAGAUAAGGUGGGGGGGGGGAAAGGAGGGAGAAGUUUUUUUUCCAUAGCUGAAAAAGAAUGUUCUGUUGCCUUCUCAUUUUUGCAGUUUUGGGUAUUUUUCUUGUCACUCCAUCUCCGUUUUCAUCCCCCUCUCCAUGCCUCUGGGAGAGCAUAGGAGGGAAUUGAGUUAUUUCAUCUCCACUGGAAUUUUUUUUAUUUGCUUUCCCGACUGAUUUUUCUUCUGUACUCCUGUUUGCCCCAGACAAAAUGCUGUUGUAUCUAAAGUCAAAAUCAGGAACCUGAUAGUGUUUGGCACAAGAUUCCACAAGGAGAGCCAGGCAACGAGAACAAGAGACGGAAAUCUUCUGAAGCCUAACCUCCGAUCUUAAAAAGCGUGAGAUCUGCUUUCCCCCUUCCCUCUCCACCACCACCACCCCCUUUCCCGUCCAGUUUCAGACGUGUCCUCGAAUAUUCCUUCCUUUUUCCCCCGGAAUCUGUCAGCAUUCCCGACGGGACGCAGCCAGCUUGUAUCCGUGCCAAUCCUUUGAUAUUAGCUCCCGGUGUCGUCUGCUUCAUUCUGUGGCGGUGCAGGCAGCCAGACGACCUUUCUCCAUGAGGAGCAGUGGAAGAUGCCGGCUCUGCCAGCGCUGCUGCUGUCGAUUCACCUACUCUUCCUCCUCCUGCUGUUGCUGCUGCUGACCAUGGCCCCGUCCUCUCUCAGCCAGGCGCCCGCUCUCGCAGCUGUCAGGAUGGCUGCUAUUUUAGAUGAUCAGUCAGCAUGUGGACGUGGAGAGCGGUUGGCAUUGGCUCUGGCCCGAGAGAACAUCAACAGUGCGAUGGAAGGUUCGUCACGAGCCCGCGUGGAGGUCGACAUCUUUGAGCUGCAGAGAGACUCUCAAUACGAGACUACAGACACAAUGUGUCAGAUCUUGCCAAAGGGAGUGGUCUCUGUCAUUGGUCCUGCCUCUAGUCCUGCUUCUGGAUCCACUGUCAGUCAUAUAUGUGGGGAAAAAGAGAUCCCUCACAUCAAGAUCGGUCCAGAGGAGACUCCACGCUUGCCAUAUCUGCGCUUUGCCUCAGUGACGCUGUAUCCUAGCAACGAGGACUUAAGCUUGGCGAUCGGUGCCAUUCUGCACUCUUUCAGUUACCCGACGGCCAGCCUGAUCUGUGCCAAAGCAGAGUGCCUGCUGCGAUUGGAGGAGCUUGUGCGUCACUUCCUCAUAUCCCGGGAAACACUCUCAGUCAGAAUGCUCGAUGAAAACUUGGACCCCACCCCCCUGCUAAAGGAAAUCCGUGAUGACAAAGUUGCGACAAUUAUCAUUGAUGCUAAUGCAUCAGUGUCUAUACUAAUAUUAAAAAAGGCCUCAGAAUUAGGCAUGACAUCAGCCUUCUACAAGUAUAUUCUCACCACAAUGGAUUUCCCUCUGUUGAGGUUGGAUGACGUGGUAGAUGAUCAAUCAAAUAUCGUUGGCUUCUCCAUGUUGAACAGCAGUCAUCCUUUUUACCUGGAGUUCAUUAGAAGUCUAAACCUGUCAUGGAGGGAAGGUUGUGACCUCAGUCCCUACCCUGGUCCAGCGUUGUCAUCUGCGCUGAUGUUCGAUGCAGUUCAUGUGGUGGUCGGAGCAGUGCGAGAGCUGAACCGCAGUCAGGAGAUCGGAGUGAAGCCUCUGAGCUGCACUUCCUCACUUAUCUGGCAGCACGGCACCAGUCUCAUGAACUACCUGCGCAUGGUAGAGUAUGAUGGCCUAACAGGCCGCGUGGAGUUUAACAGCAAAGGCCAGAGGACCAAUUACACGCUGCGUAUUCUUGAGAAAUUCAAGGGGGGUCACAAAGAGAUUGGUGUCUGGUACUCCAAUAACACGUUGGCUAUGAACUCCACAUCUUUAGACAUCAACGCAUCUGAGACGUUAGCCAAUAAGACACUCACAGUCACCACAAUACUGGAGAAUCCAUACGUGAUGCGCAAGGCAAACUACCAGAACUUUCAUGGUAACGAUCAGUAUGAGGGAUUCUGUGUGGAUAUGCUACGAGAGCUGGCAGACAUACUGAAGUUUUCGUUCCGGAUCAAGCUGGUGGAUGACGGCCUGUAUGGAGCUCCAGAACCUAAUGGGUCAUGGACUGGCAUGGUGGGGGAAUUAAUCAACAGGAAAGCAGAUCUGGCAGUGGCUGGAUUUACAAUCACAUCAGAGAGGGAAAAGGUCAUAGAUUUCUCCAAACCUUUCAUGAACCUUGGAAUCAGUAUCCUGUACCGCGUCCACAUAGGCAGGAAGCCAGGUUAUUUCUCCUUCUUGGAUCCGUUUUCGCCAGCUGUCUGGCUCUUUAUGCUUUUAGCCUAUCUGGCCGUUAGCUGUGUACUCUUCCUGGCUGCCAGGCUGAGUCCAUAUGAGUGGUACAACCCCUUCCCGUGUUGGCGGGACCGCAAGGACCUCCUGGAGAAUCAGUACACGCUAGGGAACAGCCUGUGGUUUCCGAUCGGUGGUUUCAUGCAGCAGGGCUCAGAGAUCAUGCCCCGGGCCCUGUCCACACGCUGUGUCAGUGGUGUUUGGUGGGCAUUUACGCUGAUCAUCAUUUCCUCCUACACGGCAAACCUUGCAGCUUUUCUGACGGUCCAGAGAAUGGAGGUGCCAAUCGAAUCUGCUGAUGACUUGGCAGAUCAGACGAACAUCCAGUACGGGACUAUUCAAGGAGGAAGUACUAUGACCUUCUUCAUGAACUCGCGCUAUCAGACGUACCAGCGCAUGUGGAAUUACAUGUACUCCAAGCAGCCUAGUGUGUUUGUGAAGAGCACGGAGGAGGGCAUAGCACGGGUUUUAAACUCCAAAUACGCCUUUCUUCUGGAGAGCACUAUGAACGAGUACUACCGACGCCUCAACUGCAACCUCACACAGAUAGGAGGCCUGUUGGACACCAAGGGCUACGGCAUCGGCAUGCCUCUGGGUUCACCAUUCAGAGAUGAGAUCACGUUAGGCGUGCUGCAGCUCCAAGAAAACAACAGAUUAGAAAUCCUAAAGCGUCGUUGGUGGGAGGGGGGAAAGUGUCUUAAAGAAGAAGACCAUCGAGCCAAAGGUCUAGGUAUGGAGAAUAUCGGCGGGAUAUUCGUGGUGCUGAUAUGUGGGCUCAUAAUAGCUGUUUUUGUAGCCAUUAUGGAGUUUGUGUGGUCCACGCGCCGGUCAGCCGAGACAGAUGAGGUACGCCCUCACUCCCGUACUGGGUACUGCCCUGCCCGAAACCACAGACAUGCACGAGUGUCAGUAUGUCAGGAAAUGAUGACUGAAUUCAGGAACGUUAUCUCCUGUAAAAAGAACUCUCGUUCGCGGCGGCGCCGACCCCUCUCGUCCCAGGGCGUUCUUCGGCACCCAGCUCGUCUCCCUUUAGGAGUUCCCCGGCCCGUACGCCUUGUGCGGGAGAUGCGUCUUAGCAACGGCAAGCUCUACAGUGGGACGGGGCCGUUAACCGGUGCUGCAGCAGGACCAGGACCCGGUGGCGGCGCUGCGGAAAUGGGCCCGGGCCCUCAGCGACUGCUGGAGGACCCUCUCAGUGCCAGUGUCCCGAGCAGCACACCGGCUCUGCUCCCCACAGCGGCGCCCCGCGGCUGCACACACGUACGGGUGUGCCAGGAGUGCCGGCGGAUCCAGAGCCUUCGCUCCACGUCCACUUGUUCGCGCAUCUCGCCACUGGCCUCCGCCACAUCAUCUCUCCCGCGUUUGCCACCGCCACCGCCCUCCUCCACCUCCAAUACAAACACCGACAGUGAGGGUGGGGGGUCAGGCAGCCCACGCAGGGCCAAACCCACACCCCCUCCGAGACCAAUCCCGCCCACUAAAACCCCCUCCACUGAUCUCCUCUGCAAGCAGGACUGAGGCCGCCUUUCAUCUGGACAAUAAAUUAAUGUAAAUGAGUGCUGGAGGACAGAUGCAAUGACUCUGUCCACACCUCCAGUCAAAGUGACCUCUGGGAUACUGCAAAUAAAGGCAAUUUUUGGAUGCGAAAUUACAUUAAUGGACACUGAGUGAGAGAUAGAUGAUUCAGCCAACCGCUUCCUGUCCAAGUGUUUGGUUUAACACCACGUCAUUCAGUGGCACUCGGAGAGCCUGGGAGGUUUGGCACGCUGUUGAGACUACAUAAUGCAUAUCCCGGGGAAGUAUGCUAUGCAACAUGUCAUAAAGGGAAACACGGAAGGAAACUAUGAGGACGACUAUCAGUUUUGCGUUGAAGUACGAAUCUUCUCCAUGAUUUGUGUUGGGGGACUGUAUACACUCCUGUGAGAGGA